AUGACACUGUUUUCAAUCAUUCGCAUUUUCCAGAGUCUACGAUCCGAAGAUACUUUCUACAACAUCUCGUCUUUGAGAACGGAUACACCCGACUCGUUGUCUGUAAAUACUCAUGGUCGAAAUACAUCAGACGUCGACUUGACUCAUAAUGCUGGAGUUGUUAGCACUGAGUUAGAAGAGAGAGAUGAAUCUACUGAUGAACCAACUCCGAAGAGAAAAAAACUGGACUAUGAGGACACGAAAAUCGAGAUUACCGUUGCCCAGCUGCAAGAAAUGGAACUACGGGGGACAGUUUUGCGACCAAUCUACUCGGAGAAAUUGAGCGAACUGAGAAGAGUCAAACUUGAAAAGAUGUUCGACAUACAAAAUGCUUCACUCACGACAAUCAUCGUGUCGAAAACGGAUACAAACAUGAGUCAAGGGAUUGUGCUUGAAGGGAGUCACAGAUUGUCGACAGUCCAGGAUCUCGAUUGCAAAUCAACUGGAUACUCCAAUUUCCGGAUUCCCGUGCAUAUGUUUGAAGUCGAAGACGGAGUGUUUUCGACGGCUUGGCCUCAUUGCUUACCGUUGAAAUUUUCGGAAACCUUCAAAACUCAAAAAUCUGUCUCUUCUCGAGUAAAUCUGGACUUGAUACCUUCUGUGAUAUUGGAUAUAGGAAUGGAGAUUCAUUCGAAAGAACAGUUCAGGACAAAAGGACAAUAUAGUUCUAAUGAUUCGGACAUAUUCAUAUUCAAGUAUCUGAAAAACACUAUCAACGAUACGGAACUUGAGAAACUUCGUAACCAUCCUCACGCAAGAGGGGAAUUCUGGAAUAAGUUGGAGGAUCGCGGGUUGGUGCUCGCUGCUGGUUCAUCAAAAGUGGCAAUGGUUCCGUUAUACGUAUUUCUUAUGAAGCCUUUAACGCAGAAGAUAAGUCUGAAGAAACUCGAAGCUGACAAGUUUCCAACUGCCCACAGAAUUUUUAUCAAUUUAAUGACUGCCAGUCUCAAAGAUGAUACCGCCACCGCUGAGCUCUUGUCCGGAUAUACGUCGUCGAAAAUGCGUGUUAUUAAACUUCAAACUGAAUUGGCAAAGAUAUCGGGUCAGGAGAAUGUUCGAUUAACUGAUAAUGAGAAUGAAGACAAGAGUGAAGAAUCCGAUUUCGUGGUACUUGAUACGAUUGACGAUAUUGAGGAUUCUUCUAUUUGCUUUUUUUACGAAACAAUUCCGACAGAUGAUGUUCAACAGAUGAUAUCCAAGAAACUCAAUCUCGUUGUCGCCGAGCCAUCUGGCGCAACAAUAAAAGAGAUCGCAAAAUGGCCGGCUGACCAAAUCACGUCGACUACACUAAACAGUUUGGUCUACAAUGGACAUGGGGCAGUUCGUUUCUGUUGUUUGUCAGGGGAGAGACUGCUGCCAAAAGGAUCGAGACAUUUAGCACCAGUUUCGUCACGAAAACUCUCAAAUUUUGUAUCCAAAUGGUUUCCAGGACAAACUGAUGGAAAAAUACAUACUGUCCGUGGUUUUUUUACUAUCCCCGAAGGAACUGAAUUUUAA
Molecule: messenger RNA, 1536 nt
Organism: Caenorhabditis remanei
Lineage: Eukaryota; Metazoa; Nematoda; Chromadorea; Rhabditida; Rhabditidae
Exons: 4
Coding region: 1-1536 (511 amino acids)
Source: RefSeq, a predicted model, not a curated record